AUGUAUGGACGUGAUUCUUGUGGUGUUAAAAUUGCAAAAGAGCGCAGGGAUGAGGUUGAUGAAAACCAUGGUAGCCUUUUGGUUUCUGAAUGGAUGGUCGAGUGGGUGAGCGAGCGAGCGAGUGUCUUUCACAGAAACUUCGCGCCUAAAGAGUUUGCUUACCUCAACAUCACAAGAAUCGGCUCACAACUUGUCCGAAAGGAUAUCGAGUGUGGAUUUGCCUGUUUGGAAAUCACUUCAUGUUUCUCUUAUAACCUGGCUGCAUUUCCCGAUGCCAAUGGAAAACUGUCAUGUGAACUGCUUCCAUCGGACAAGUAUAACAACUCAGACAAAUUCAUCUACAGCCCGAUUUUCAACCAUUUCAGUAUCCCGAACCCUUGCUCCAGUGAUCCUUGCAUGAACGGUUCAACUUGUGUGGCCAAGUACAUCGAUGAUGAUUAUCAGUGCGCAUGCUCUCCAGGAUUUAAAGGAACACAAUGUCAAAUAAAAAUAGCUCUGGGGAAAGACUGCAAAGACAUUAAGAUGCGAGGUGAUUCUGGUGGAGAUGGUAUGUAUCAAUUGGACCCGGAUGGAGGAAGCCUUUCAAAUGCAUUCUGGGCCUACUGUGAUAUGACGUCAUACAAUGGAGGUUGGACCAUGUGUUACACUACCGAUGAAUACGUCAAACCCAGGACCGAGGUCACAUACAAUGCCUCUUUUCCUUAUGGAACUGCCGACUACAGGACCAACUGCAACAACAUCUCUUUUACAGAGAUUAUGUUCUUGGAUCAUCAAACUUUGGCUAAAGUGUAUUUCAAGCGAAGAACCAACCAGUCCACAACGGCCAAUUUGAAUUAUGGGAACAAUGCUGCUACUUAUGGAUUUUGGGACGGUGUGGGAGUGAGCGACGCCUAUCUUUAUCAGCUACUGAUUUGUGAUACCUCAUUCUACAGUGGCUUCUUCGUCUCUGGUUACACAAAUUGUUACAAGCAGUGUCAUCGCUGGUGCAACGAUUUAGUCUCCCCAUACUUCCGUACUGCAUCUAACGAUGAGCAUUAUAAAUACUUUGGUGUGGCCUUUAACAUCAAUGGCGCCCGAACACUCGAUAAAAGGCUCAUCAGUGUCGGUCUGCGCUGAGACAUUUACGAAUUGAGCUGCAUGAUUUCCUUCUUAUGUGUGUCAUAUUUAAACCUGAGCAUAACAUACUAAUCGUAUCUAGGCUUGUUCCGAUGGUGCACUGCAAAUUUUGAGCAACUUUUUGUGGUCCAAACAACCUCGAACAAUUUUUGCCUUAUUGCCCAAUUUUUGUGCAAAAUAUGGCUUUAGGGCACAUU
This is a messenger RNA of Pocillopora verrucosa, 1313 nucleotides long. NCBI's taxonomy places the organism in Eukaryota, Metazoa, Cnidaria, Anthozoa, Scleractinia, Pocilloporidae. The record is from RefSeq and is a predicted model, not a curated record.